GUGGCCGUCGCCAACGGAUCUGGCGAGGACGGUGUGGAAAACCGCUGGAAGAACGGCUUGAGGGCAACGGGAGCGACGGCGGAAUCAGUUUCGCGAUGAUCGCUUCUUGACAGUGAAAGCAAGCCGGUGCCUCGCACCCUUUCCACAAGGUCACUGCCAUCGGUCGUAAACUGUGACGAUCGUUGCCGGCGAGCCAUGGAUGGGUGCCCCCCGCUGCUGCUCUCGCACUUGUUGGUCAAUGACCGACCAUUCCAAGUCACCUUAACCAAGUCCGUGUUCUCCUGGCAGCCGCUGCGGCCGAGGAAGCCUUCGUCAGCGGGAGGAGAAAAAUGUUCUGUGCCUGUACCUGAGAUCAUCGCUGUUCGUGAAACUGAAGUAGAUGUGAUAAAUAAAGAAUGCAGACGAUGGCAAAAAAUGCCUUCUGUUUCCAAUGAGAAAAUGUUCCAUGCUUUCACAGUAUAUCAUGUGAAGAGAUCAAAAGAGCACCACUGGUUGUAUAGUGAGGUAACCUUUAGCAGCAGUGAUCGCCAACUCUGUAGUCAAUGGAUACAAGUUGUUGAGGAACAGUUGGAUUUACAAGCUAUGAGACCAAAGAACUUAAUUGUAUUUAUUAAUCCUUUUGGAGGGAAGCGACUUGGAAAGCAAAUCUAUGAUGAGAAGGUGUCUCCUCUGUUUCAAUUGGCUUCCAUUACUGCAGAUGUGAUUGUUACUGAAUGUGCUAACCAUGCCAGAGACUAUCUGUUGGAAGCUGAUCUAGAGAAAUAUGAUGGGAUUGUUUCUGUCGGUGGAGAUGGUAUGUUCAGUGAGGUAAUGCAUGGUGUGAUUGGUCGGACACAGAAGAAUGCAUGCAUUAAUCAAAAUCAUCCCAAUGCUGAACUAGUUCCAUGCGAUUUGAGGAUUGGAAUUAUCCCAGCAGGUUCUACAGACUGCAUCUGCUAUGCAACAGUUGGAACAAAUGAUCCAGUAACUUCUGCCUUACACAUCAUUGUAGGUGAUUCACAACCCAUUGAUGUCAGUUCAGUACAUCAUAAAAAUAUGUUUUUGAAAUACUCAGUAUCUCUAUUAGGAUAUGGAUUUUAUGGUGAUACAGUAUCAGACAGUGAAAAGAAUCGUUGGAUGGGUCCAUCAAGAUACGAUUUUUCUGGUUUUAAGGCUUUUCUAACUCACCAGUGCUAUGAAGGAGUAAUUUCUUAUUUACCAGCAACUGAAACGCUUGGUAGUCCAAGAGAUCAGAGACCAUGUGCAGCUGGAUGUCGUAUCUGUCAGCACAGUGGAGAGCAACUGAAGGCAUCAAAAAAAGAAAGGGAAUUCAAAUUUCUUAAUAGUGAUGAUCACCAGCAAUGGAAAGUGAUUAAAGGAAAGUUCCUAGCUAUAAAUUCAGCAAAUAUAAGUUGUGCAUGUCCAAAAUCUCCAAAGGGUCUUUCGCCUGCUGCACACUUAGCUGAUGGGACCAUGGACCUCAUUGUAGUUCGCAAAUGUUCAAGGCUCAGUUUCCUCAGGUAUCUCAUUAGGCACACAACCAGCAAUGAUCAGUUUGACCUUGCUUUUGUCGAGGUAUACAGAGUGAAGAGAUUCAAAUUUACUCCAAAAUACUGUGAUGAGGAGGACAGUGAUAUCCAGGAAGUUAGCAAAAAUCUCUUUGGACAUUUCUGUAGAGAUCAUCCCACCUGUAGCUGUGUGCAGCUUACUAGCUGUUGGGAUUGUGAUGGAGAGAUAAUUGAGCAUGCAGCCAUUGAAGUGAGAGUUCACUGCCAGCUGUUAAGACUUUUUGCAAGAGGAAUAGAAAUGCUUUCUUCCGAAAAAGGCAACGGCAAUUCUGUUGUUUAAGCAGAUUCCAAAAUGAUCUCAGGAUUCCACAAACUCAUUUCAAAGAUUGAAGUCUGACAUCGAAUUUGUGAACUUGCUUUUAUAACUUAAGAUUCUAAGUUUGUUUACAUUAUUAAUAAAUUCAUGAAUAUUUAUUUAUUGCAGUGUAAGCAUAAAAAGCAACAAACAACAAAUUUCAUGUAUCUCAAAAUGUAAAUUCUGCUUUUAUGGAUUAGAUUUCAAAUGAAGUAUCUGUUUAAUACAUGGCAUUUGAGAUUUAAGAAUUAGAGUCGUUGGUGUGUUGCAAGAAGCUGUCCUUGGGAAAUUGGCAGAAUAUUUUUUUUAAGUGUGCUUUUAAACUGUGGGUCAGAGUUUGGAAGGGAAUCAUUUAUAUGCAUCAGCCUUAUUUUAAAUUGAAGUAUGUGUCUGUCAUUAUUUACUGACAGCCACUUCAAACUAGGUGAUAGAUUUCACUUAUUUUUAAACAUGGAUUCCAAAAUUGCUUUUGUAAUUACAUUCUUAAUUUUAAGGUAAAAUCUAGAUAUUUUCCAAUUUCUUUUACUGCACCUUGCAACUUAUCAAUGCAACUUGAUUGCAACUUCUAAAUAAUAAUGAAGAAACUAUAGUUUGAAACAGUUUAUUUUAGUAAAUGUUAAUAGAGGAAAAUGUAUAAAUUAUGAAUUGUUGAAUAUUUGAGUUUGUAAAUAACAAAUAUAAAAAAUAUAUUUAUUGUAUAUGAUUAAGCUAGAUUUUGCUUAGCUUAGUAUGUGUUCACUAUGUGAAUAGAAUGUAGUCAGUCCUGUUAAUGCACUAAUAGAGAAUACGAUCUAACAACAGAAAGUGGCAUUCACUCAUUGUAUUACGUACAUUCCUCUUUCAUACUUUACAAGAAUUGCGUGUUGCUUAGAAUAAAUUACUGAUGCUGUUACUUACUGAUCCUUAUUCCAUUGAACAAGUUUUGUUUCUUUGAUCAGUCAUUUCAAAAGUAUUUGCUUAAUUCUUAACAUGUGUUGUGAAUAUUUAUUUGCUUGUAUUUUCUUUACAUAGCUAAUGUAAAUAGCCAGCAAGGAUAUACUUCACAAUGUCCUUGAAAGGUGUGAUUUUUUAAAAAUUCUUUGUCCCCAUUACGUUUUCUGUUUUAUUAGUGUUUUGAAACUUUUCCUAUUCAGGGAAGCUUUCUGUUAAGAAGUUCAUUCAGCAGGCUAUUUCUUGUUGACCUGCUUUAAAUCCAGACCAAAUAAAUUUGCUGAUAGUCUCUUGUUUUAAAAAAUGCAAACAAAAAAGUGUUUGUUAGGAUAGAAUAUGGAAAUAAAA
Molecule: messenger RNA, 3120 nt
Organism: Mobula hypostoma (lesser devil ray)
Lineage: Eukaryota; Metazoa; Chordata; Chondrichthyes; Myliobatiformes; Myliobatidae
Gene: cerk
Product: ceramide kinase
Exons: 13
Coding region: 196-1827 (543 amino acids)
Biological process (GO): phosphorylation; ceramide metabolic process
Molecular function (GO): ceramide kinase activity
Source: RefSeq, a predicted model, not a curated record